This is a messenger RNA of Diversispora eburnea, 426 nucleotides long. The record is from the annotation of a GenBank genome assembly. Lineage: Eukaryota; Fungi; Glomeromycota; Glomeromycetes; Diversisporales; Diversisporaceae.
AUGGCCGAUGCUUGGCCUAAUGUCCUUGGACGUGUUUCAGCGCCUGCUGAACUCCUUCAAUUUACACCUCUUAGCGGGCCGAUGCUUGAAAAGACACUCCCUAAUGUCCUACCCGAACGUGUUUCAGAACCCCUUCGGUGUACACCUCUUAGCGGUGACGUUAUGGAUUUCGAUGAUGUAGAAUCAAUUCUUGAUGCUAUAAAAAAGAAAGCUUCUACAAUAUAUUCUACUUUUGAUGAAACUGUUAAAAGGCCAGAAAUUAAAAUUUUACUUGAGAGAAUAGAAAAGAGGGUACAAAAACAGACCGAAUAUAUAUCUAUAUUAUUUGUAAAUUCUCAAGGAGACACAAGUCAAAUGGAUAAACGGACUGUGAAGAGUUCUUCUAAUGUCGAAAGAGCAAAAAAAGUACCAAAACUGACAAGGUAA